AUGGCGGAUGUUGACUCAACCGUCCAACAGACAUCGAUGGACCCUAAUCAGAAUUUCGGACACUACAUGAACGCGGCAGAUCAGAGCAGCAGGGAGAAUGGCGCCGCUCAGAAGAAAAAUAAGAAUGUUAAAUACCGCUUCUUAUCGCCUACAGAAUGGGCCAUCCUAGCUCGGGGAGUUGGCGGAAUCAAGGAUAUAGAGGAUAACAAACCUGUUCAUCCGACCAGUAGAUUUUGGCCCCCAAACGGCAUUCCUCAUGGCCUCUAUCGCGACUGCAUCUACCGUCGUACCAUUUCAUCCUACUCAUUUCACAUAAUCGGCUUCGUUCGUGCAAUCCUUUUUGUUCUGCAGUUGAUGAUUGGUGCUAGCAUUACAGCUCUCAGCGCUGGAGGCCAAAAUGAUACAGCCAUCACUAUUCUCGCUGCGUCCAACACAGUCAUCGCGGGGCUGCUGGCUCUGUUGCACAACAGCGGUAUUCCCGACCGAUACAGAUACGAUAAGUCCGAGUUUCAAAAGGUCGAAGAUCACAUUAGAGAAGUUCUCGCCACGGGUAUUGUACGUGCGGACCAGUCGGUCCAAGAGGCUAUCGCUAAGUGCUACGAUCGUUUCGAACACGCCAGACGAACUGUUGAAGCCAAUAUGCCCUCGGCUUAUUCCCCAAGUUCAUCAGGAACACCGCCUUCACGACGCGGAUCCCAACAACAUCAGCCACUACCGCCGAUGCCGAUGCCUAUGCCGAUACCAGCACGAGCACCGACGACAGUGGCAUCAACACCGAUACACACGAGGGCAGCAACAGAACCUAUCACACCGCCCAGGAAGAAGUCACUAAAUGCUGAAGCAGCCCACGAAGAAAAGGGUCCAACCAUCAGCAAGUCUAGCGAAUGA
Fusarium musae is the source of this 888-nucleotide messenger RNA. RefSeq lists its product as uncharacterized. The transcript has a single exon. The coding region runs from base 1 to 888 and encodes 295 amino acids. The record is from RefSeq and is a predicted model, not a curated record. NCBI's taxonomy places the organism in Eukaryota, Fungi, Ascomycota, Sordariomycetes, Hypocreales, Nectriaceae.